CUCGGUGGCGAAGCCCUAGCUCAGUCUCAGAAGCAGCUCUCUGCCUCCCAACUCUUCUUCUUCUUCUGCUUCUGCUUCUUCUGCAUAGCCAAGCUCGCGUUAAUUAGAGUUCACGCCAUCGAUCAACGAUACUUCGGUCGUCUCUUGGCUUCCACUUAUUAGCAGGUCGGUAUCUGUUGCUGCUGCCGCAAAAUUUCAUCUUGUUCACUGUUGGGGAUAUGAAUUUAAAGCACUUAGUGUCCAGACGAACGAUCAAUAGUUUAUCUAGACUGAAUAAUGCGAGAGAACUAUCACAAAUUGGCUGUUCUCAAGGAAGCGUCUCUUGCAUCCAUUCCCCGGUAUCUCCUCCUAGACGUGAACCGUAUGUUGGGAAGAAGGCUUCCUUCGAUGACCCAACUCGCCCCGGUUUUAGUUUCACGUUCAGUAGAAGCAUACACGCUCUGCAAGAAGCUAAUGUGAGCGAUUCUGAGGAUGAUGAUGGAACCAUGAACGAGUACUUGUCCCGUUUUGUCUGGAUCAUGCGAGGAAAGCUCAAUGAAGCUUACCCAGAUUGCGAUAAGCAGACAGUCAGUGGGAUGCUAUUGAUCAUUGUGGAGAACGUGUUCAUUGAGAUGGAAAAGGGUGGGCUGCAGAGUAAGCUCAGUGGCGAUGCGUCCCUUCCUUCCCAAGAUUUCAGCGAGGAUUUGUGGAAAACAGUGUGGGAGGUCAGUAAUAAGGUUUUGGAGGAUAUGGAGAAAGAGAGGAAGAAGGAAAAGAUGAAGGGGUUUAUGCAAGAUGAGGAAGUUAAGGAAAUGUGUAGAUUUGCAGCUGAGGUGGGGAUUCGCGGGGAUAUGUUGAGAGAGUUGAGGUUCAAAUGGGCACAAGAGAAGAUGGACGAGAGGGAAUUUUACCGGAGUUUGGAACGUUUAAGGGAAGAAGCACUGAAGGAGGAAAAAGAAGAUGAAGAGAGCAAUGACAAGGCUGAAGCUAUUGGAGAGGAUAUUGCGGUUGGUGAGGGUAAACCUAAGGUUGUUUCUCUUCCAAAAAGACGAGGAAAGUUCAAGUACAAGAUAUAUGGACUCGAUCUGUCAGACCCAAAAUGGGCUGAAGUGGCUGACAAGAUCCAUGAGUCUGAGGAGAUCACGUGGCCGCAGGAACCUAAGCCAGUUUCAGGUAAAAGCAAACUCGUGACUGAAAAAAUUCUUUCGAUGAAAGAGGAGGAUGACCCUUUCCCACUUUUGGCCGAAUGGGUGGAGCUUAUGCAACCUAAUAGGGUUGAUUGGACAGCUCUCCUUGAUAGACUGAAAGAACAAAAUCCACAUGUGUAUUUGAAGGUUGAGAGCUGCACACUUUCUGCAGUGCUUGGUUCCUGCCGAUCCUCCUCCUCCUCCCCCCCCCAAAAGUGCCAAGUAGAGUCUGUAGCAGAGCAUUUAUUGAAUGUAGAGUCUUUCCAAGCAAAUGUUCGCGAUUAUACGAAGCUUAUAGAUGCCUAUGCCAAAGAUAUCAGCCUUGAAGAUGCGGAGAGAAUCCUCAAGAAGAUGUAUGAAAAUGGUAUUCUGCCAGAUAUUUUGACGGCUACCAUUCUUGUUCACAUGUAUUGUAAGGCAGGGAAACUUGACCGAGCUAAGGAAGCAUUUGAAAGUUUAAAGGGUCAAGGCUUCCAACCAGACAUGAAGGUCUACAACUCGAUGAUCAUGGCUUAUGCAAAUGCUGGCAAGCCAGCGAUGGCUGAGACAUUAAUGACAGAGAGGAGAGACAUGACACCCUCGGAGGAGAUUUACAUGGCAUUGCUUAGGUCAUAUGCGCAAAGCGGCGAUGUUGCUGGUGCCGCCAAAAUCACUACUCGCAUGGAGUUUGCUGGGUUCCAGCCAAGUUUGGAGUCUUGCACAUUAAUUGUUGAGGCAUAUGGGCAGGCAGGUGACCCGGAUAUGGCAAGAAACAAUUUUGAUUACAUGAUAAAAAUGGGAAUUAAGCCUGACGAUAGGUGUACAGCUGGCAUGAUCUCAGCUUAUAUGAAGAAAAAUCUUCUGGAUAAGGCCUUGAAUCUUCUAUUGCAACUGGAAAAGGAUGGUUUUGAACCUGGAGUCCAUACCUAUGCCGUUCUUGUGGAUUGGUUGGGAAGGCUCCAAUUGAUCGAUGAAGCAGAGCAAGUAUUGGAUAAAAUAGCACAGCAAGGUGAGGCUCCUCCUUUUAAGUUGCACAUAAGCCUCUGCGACAUGUACUCAAGGACCGGCAUGGAAAAGAAGGCUCUUCAAACUCUCGGUGCUAUCGAGGCUAAGAAGGAGCAGUUGCGAUGUGAUGAUUUUGAGAGAGUUGUGCGUGGGCUUAUCGCCGGUAACUUCAUUCAGGAAGCUCAGAGGGUGCAUGCAUUGAUGGAAUCACAGGGUUUUGUGCCUUCAGAGUCACUUAAGGUCGCAUUGAUGGCAUCUCAAUCUUUUGGCCGCAAUAGACCCGGCAUAAGAUGAGAGUGGCUGGUGUCACUGUGUAUCAAGUGUUUUGCCAGACUACGAAGCACGCUCAAGACCCCUUAAAAUGGCUGGAUUAGUUGACAGGUUUUUGUGUUCAUAAUUGCGGCAGGUUGUUUUGGCACACUCGUAUGGGGCUCGAAAUAUCUCACAUGUUGCGUCUCUUUAGGGAACAGAAAUAUUCAGAUUGAUAUCUCUAAUCUCUAUACAAAUUCAUGCUUGAGCUUUUCGUGAA
Molecule: messenger RNA, 2679 nt
Organism: Rhodamnia argentea
Lineage: Eukaryota; Viridiplantae; Streptophyta; Magnoliopsida; Myrtales; Myrtaceae
Product: pentatricopeptide repeat-containing protein At4g11690
Exons: 4
Coding region: 219-2444 (741 amino acids)
Molecular function (GO): protein binding
Source: RefSeq, a predicted model, not a curated record